CGUGUGAGGAUGAUGAUGCAUGAUGCCAUGGGAAAUGUCUGGAGCACGCAUUAUAUGAAUGACAACUUCUCCCUCAGGCACCUCGACAGGGAGGUCUCAGAAAAAGAGAAAAGGCAAUGGCAUGUACUACCCAUACUGCUGGCUGCUUUUUCCCGCCGCUUCGGAACCCUGUGGACUCGGAGGUGGUUGAAGGGAAAGUUUUCACUGGUGAGGAUGGCAGCACAUACACGCAUGCAAGAGGGCAGGAAGCCACGUAUGAUGGAGUAUGCUCACAGAUAUGGGACCAUGUCACAAUGAGGAGUGACGUUUUAUCUGCCAUGGACAGUGGGGCCCGUGUCAUCCCUGAAGGACAGUUGCAGCAGCAUAUGGCCCCUGAAAAGUAUGGCUAUCGUGUCAAUUGGGUCCCAGGAUGUUUGCAUCCUGCAGUGGUUGAUGGCAAGGUGACGAUGGCAGCAAGACUGCAAUCAGGGCAUUGGCUCCCAUUGGGAUGGAUGCAUGCAGGCAUUGUGGAGCAUUGGCAGUUCCUCGUGGUUCUGGCACGUGUCUCAAUUUUCAAUAUGAAUGUAAAGGACCACGUGCUGGUGGUUGAACACGCAAAGCGGUGCUGGGAGAAGAUAAGGGAGGAGAAGCGUCAGAUGGUGUGCGCGGGUUAUGACUCCAUUGCUGACCACGGGAUGUGGUCCAUGGUUGAGGGGAGUUGUACGGCCCAAGAGCACGCCGACGGUCAGAACAAAUAUACGGCUCGCAUUCGCCGCAGGCACGGUUGCACGACCGUUCUUGGUUGGGUCCCGGUCGUAUGUCCCAUGGCAUAUGAGCAUGGUGGAGACGUCACCAUGAGAUUCAGAGACCCGCUUGGUGCGCCUUUCCAUCUGACCUACUCGGAUGGACUCCUGCGAGAUAUUCGGUAUCUGUCGGAGAAUGGCUUGGCAGCACAGGGUGACAUGGGCGGGCCGAGCGAUGUCGCGAUGUCGCAGAGCCCGGGGAAGAAGAAGAAGUGCACGUCGGGACUGCCACGUGGGCAGACGCCCGCAGGCAAAAACAAGGUGAACCCGAAGGCGGUGCCAGGGACCGGAGACACCGCAGGUGCACGAACUCAGGUCCCCAGACGCCGUCGACGCCCCGGGUUGGCAACUUUGUCGGAAAUCAUAAAGUUGCAACGAUCCACCGACCUUUGCUUGGCUUUCAGGCCGUUCUUGCGUCUCGUGCGCGAGGUUGUGGAGCGGGACAUUGCUCCGGGUAUGGGCGUGAGGUUUCAGAUGACGGAGGUGCGUGCUUUGAUGGAGGCUACCGAGGCGUACCUGGUCGCCAAUUUCGAGAACACCAACGAGGUGGUCAUCCAUUCGAAGAGGGUGACGAUCCAGGUCAGGGACAUUAGACCGGUGGAUAGGUUGUCGAAGCCUCGCUGGGUUGAGAAAUAUCAAGGUAUGUUGGACGAGAAGGCGAGAGCUGAGGAGAGACAGGAACGGAUGGAGGCCAGACAGGCGGAAAGGGAUGGCAGCAGAGCAGGGGCGAAGAAGAGGAAAGCAGUGUCACGGAUGUGCGAAGAAGGAGACGUGGACAUGACAAUGCAGCAGACAGGGGGGACAUAUACACCUGCGAGCUUGGGCAAGUUGUUGCGCACUGUGACACGGAAUGGGGGAAUGCUGGUUGAUGGGUUGAAGGACGAGUUGAAGAGUGGUGCUGCAGAAAUAUUGGUGUUGUCUAGAAUGAAGGACAUUAUACAAACACCGCCAGAAGACUUUCAAGAUGUUCCUGUCAUUGUCGCAGAUGGUGUGGAAUAUAUUCUGUUGGAUCAACUUGUGGACUUCAUGAAAAACAGUGACGACGACAGGAACGUCAUCCAUGAGGCGUUGCAUGAAGUCACAGAGUUUGCACUGCAGGGUCAAGAUCUGAUAGAAUUUGUGCCAGCAAGAACAAAAGACAACAUCAUAUCUGGCAGACCGUUGUGGGGGGAGUUGUUAUCAGCUACUUUGGAGCGACUCGGUCUUGUAAGUUGCGAUGUUGAGAAACAAAGAGAAAGAGAAGAAGGGUGGAAGGUGAUGGCCACGGAAACAAAUUUAGCAAUCAUUCCAGACAAUGGACAGACAUCAGCAGCACAAGAAUCAAUAACCAGUGUGACAAUCGAUGUGCCCCCCAUGCAGAUAGCAACGAGAGAGGAACUAGUGUGUUGCGAUAUCUUCAAUGCUUUCACAAUGGAGAAAGAACAGUGUGAUCGUGGAUUUGAAGAGACCGAUUUGCCAAGUUGUUUUGCAGAGUACACAGACAGUGCAGAAGAAGAAGAUGAAGAAGAGGAUGAGGGGGCAUCAUCUUAUGACGUGGAAGUGAGCGGCAACGAUGUCAGUAGCGACGAGGAAAACGAGGAACAUGAUGUAUACUAUGUUUUGAAGGCGGUGGGUGGACAAGUGACAAAAGGGUGGGCACAUGCAAUUCUGAGAUUGGCACGUGUUUUUCCCGAUCCGCACAAAGUAUUGCGUGUUGUGAUGAAGGGGGCAACACCAGAUGGUGCACUACAGUAUGCCACAGUGACCAGCAUAAUGAAAUCAUGCAACAAGGGGAAAAAGUGGUCACAAAAUGGACAGCGGUCCACGGGUGUGAGACUGUGGCAGGCCUUUCAUGUCAUUACGAACUUUGAACUCACAUCGUGCAAGGGCAUGCUCGGCCGUGGCGACAAAAGAACACAUGGCCAGGAGAUGGGUGUGGUCGAUGACGCCGGACCAUCAAGUCUAGGUGCAGUGAAUCUCGUGAGCGAUGAGAGCGAGGACGCCGGGGCCCCCGAGAAUGUAGACGGGAAGGGCGGGACAUUCGAAGAGCAGCAACUGCAGCCUGUCGAAUCUUUUGACAGCUCUCGCAAGCUGGCGACACUAAUUUUCUCCGCCAGGGGCGACAUCGGUAUGUCGCAGAGCGACAUAGAUGCUCUCUUGUCACUUCUUACAGACCCGAGAUUCUGCACGAGAGACAUCGCAUGUCGUAAUAGCCGAGAGUGUUUGACAUGGGCAUGGAGUCUGGCAGAGGCUGCUGGAUGGAAAAAGUUGGAUCUACGUUGUGACGAUUGGCCACGGGAUGCGCACGCCAUCUUGUGGCACCGUGACUGGCGAACGACAUUUCUGUCGAUUUUUCAUAUCGCAUUACAGAAAUGCGAGACGGUGUCUUCUCUAGAAGUGUCUCCGUCGUCAGAGCACCUCAGUAUAUCCGGCCUACGCAGCGGGGCGCUAAGUUAUCACAUCCAGUCGAUCAUUCGAGCGGAAAAAGGUGUGGACGAGAAUGGUAAUCCACGUUAUGUUAUCGCUCUUUCAUUGUAUUCCGACAAGACACAUACAGACGGUCGUCAAAAACAGACGGCGUACCCUCUGAUGAUGUCACUAGCCGACCACGCAUCCGAAGCCACACUGCUGGCCUAUCUUCCUGUGCUUCAUCAUCGUCCGCGUGACAAAGGAUGGGGUCUGCAGUCCACCGCACUCAGAAAGCAAAAGACCAUCAUUUUGCACAAGACCCUUUCAGUGGUGUUGCAGUCUGCGAAGGAGGCAUCUCAUGACGGAAUAAUGAUACCGACAACGGGAUUCGGGGACAUAACUGUCUACCCUUUCCUCCUCAACUAUAUCCAGGACUACCCAGAACGAUGUGCGCUUGCAAUUGUGAAGUUUGGUGUAUGUCCGACAUGCACCGUGUUCAAAAACGAUUUUGAUGUCAUAGCCGAUUUCACAGACUCCAGGAGAUCACAGAUGCUGGAAACACACCUCACAGCAGAUGUGUUCACCGCCGACGACAUCGACGUUCGCCGUCCAGCGGAAGCACAAAUGUCGGAGUUGAACAUGCAUGGGCAUGUUCAACAGAACGACCUUUGGGGGUUCUACAGGGGCCCCAAUGGUGACGAUCCUCAGCUAGACUACCACUUGUCAUUGCAACCAGACCGUAUGCACACAAUCAAGCACGACAUAUUCCUGCACAUGAUUGACGCAUUCUGGACCGCAGCCUUUGAGAAGUUGUCGCACUUACCGCAAACAGAGAUCCUGAAGGAACUAGAUGCAAGGUUGCAAAGCGUUAGUCAGAGGGGGAUUUUAAAGCUGAAAGAACGCAAUGAGUCACCCCCUACGACUCCUGCCCCACGGAACCGUGUCAGCGGCGUCAAGAACCGUCCAUCCAAGGCCCCCGAGAAGAGGUCGCGGGAAGACGGAAUGUCAAAGGUGCACCGCAGGACAAAGAAGAGAAUCACGUACAAAAAGGACAGAAUGGUGGAGAUUAUCGAUCUGAGAGCCUCGGACGAUAUGCACAGCGGGGCCCGAGAGGAAGCAGAAGAGGAACACGACCAGUCCAUAUCAGAAAAGUCUGACGGGGCGGAGAACGAGACAACAAGUGACGAGGGAGGUGAGGGAGGUGACAGUGAAACUUCCGACGGGCAUUCUCGCGACACCCACGACGCUGAUGACGAGGAAAGCAGGAGGAGCGACAACACAACGCAGGACGAGGGCGGUGACAGGGCAGGCGAAGACGACAGAAGCGCGGACGGGAGAGGGAGUUCCCCAUCUCCGGGAAGAACGCGACGCACGAGGGAACCCGAAAGUGGCGGCGAGGGAGGCGCAGCCGACGCGCCCUCCAUUGACAGACAACUAGUGAGGCACGACAACGCAGUUAAAAAAGGUAAACAAAAUGUGUUGAAGUUGCUCCUCUUGCACAACGAUUACGUGGUAACGGCGCAAAGUGAUGACAUUUCCUUAAUGCGAGAAUGUCGAUGUGAUGAACGAACAGUUGAAACGGCUGUCGAAUUUGGCAGGUGCGAAAAUGGGUGCGAAAUGCCGAGUUCUUAAUAUUAUUUUGUGCGUUGUAAUGUGUGUCUUCCAGCAGAUGGCACGAACUCGCAAAAAAAAGAGUGCGGGAACAGGGGAGGAUAGCAACAAGGCAAUCAAGAAAGCGGCGUAUUCUCGAAGAAAAUGAAGGACAGACUGUUCCGGACGGUCGCAAAAGUCUUUGCGUUCUCAGCAGCAAAGGACGCAACCCUGUACCCAACAGAGGAUGAAUUCUUCACGGCGCUGCAAAUAACGGUCAAACUGAUAAGGGAGAACGCCGAGGAAGGACUGCGAUCACACGUAGCGGAGUGCGGGAUUCGCGCAGUCAUAGGGGAGUGCAACAGAAUGAUGACAACCGUGCGUGGAGAGAUAACAUGGCAACUAAAACAUUGGUUAUGGGCUGAAAAUUGGAUCCCACUUGUACGAUCGCAGCAAACAGAUCACCAGCUCCCUACUCGCAACAAGAUGCGAGCAGAGAUGAAGGAGAACAAAACGUGGAGACGGAG
This is a messenger RNA of Chara braunii, 5287 nucleotides long. The record is from the annotation of a GenBank genome assembly. NCBI's taxonomy places the organism in Eukaryota, Viridiplantae, Streptophyta, Charophyceae, Charales, Characeae.